Molecule: messenger RNA, 2052 nt
Organism: Rotaria sp. Silwood1
Lineage: Eukaryota; Metazoa; Rotifera; Eurotatoria; Philodinida; Philodinidae
Source: the annotation of a GenBank genome assembly
AUGACACAAACUUCAACAUCAAAUAUCAAAAGAACAAAUGAUUCUUCACUUGAUCAAUUACUGAUCCUAACAAAUAAGGAAAAUAAAGAAAGUAUAACACUUAUUUGGUAUGAUCCAUAUAUUGGUACAUAUGAAGAUACUGAAAAAACAAAAGAACAAAUUCGUCUUAUAAAUGAUUAUAUUAUUUUUUGUAAUGAUUUUGAACAAUGUAUUGGAUUAAUUCAAUUAAUUCAUCGAGAAAAAAUUUUUUUCAUUACAUCAGGAUCAACAGCAUCAGAAAUUUUACCUAUAAUUUCUGCUUUUCGUCAAAUUGAUUCAAUUUUUAUCUUUUGUAUGAGAAAAAACCGAUAUGAGUAUUUAUUAAAUGAAUAUUCAAAUAUUAUUGGAAUUUAUGCUCAUCUAGAUGAUUUAUGUCAAUCAAUUAAAGAACAAAUUGAUCUUGUUCAUAAACAAAUACAAACAUUUUCUUUUUUUGAUCGACAUCAAAAAUCGACUAAAGACUUAUCGAAUGAUUCAGCACAUUUUCUUUGGUUUCAAUUAUUUAGUUAUGUUAUUGCGCGUCUUCCACGAAAUCAAAAUGCAAAACAACAAAUGAUUCAAAUAUGUAAAGAAUACUAUCGUGGAAAUACAAAACAAAUGAAAUUAAUUUAUGAUUUUGAAAAAAAUUAUCAAUCAACAGAUGCAAUUCGUUGGUAUUCAAAACAAUCAUUUGUUUAUAAAUUAAUUAAUAAAGCGUUAAGGAUCGAAGAUAUUGAUUUGUUAUAUGCAUUUCGAUUUUUUAUUGUUGAUCUUUCCGAAAAUCUUCGACGUGAACAUGAAAAGAUUUUAUUAUCCGAAGAAAAAGUGUUAAAUGUUUAUCGAGGAGUUAAAAUCGAUCAUGAGGAAUUUAAUAAAAUAAAAGAAAAUCAAGGAAAACUUAUUUCACUGAAUGGAUAUGUAUCUACAAGCCGAGAAAAAUUAUUAGCAUUACAUUUUGCAACGAAAUCAACAAAGAGAAUGGAUGUCAUCCCUGUUCUUUUCCAUAUUCAAUGUGAUAUAAAACAAAUUGAUAAAAAUAUUAUUUUUGCUGAUAUUGUUCAAUUUAGUGAUCAUCCAAAAGAACAAGAAGUUUUAUUUGAUUUAAAUACUUGUUUUAAAAUUGAAUCUAUUGAAGAAAAAGAAUCAUUAAACAUAAUUAAAAUGAUACCUUCAAAUAAAGGACAAAAAAUUACUAAAGACUUUAUCGAACUAACACAAAAAGAAACAGAAGAACUAAGUGUUUCGAUUGUUUUUGGAAGAUUAUUGUGUGAUUUAGGUAAAUAUGAUAAAUCUCAAAAAUAUUUUCAACAGCUAUUAAAUGAUUCAAAUGACGAAGAUCGUGCUUGGAUUGAAUUUAAUAUUGGUCGAGCUCUCUGUUUAAAAGGUGAAUGGAAUGAAGCUCGAAAAUAUUAUGAUCGUGCGUAUGAUCGAAUGAUGAAAACUAAACCAGUACGUAUCAAAGAUUCUGCCCAUGUACUCAACAACAUUGGUAACAUUCUCAAUCGACAAGGAAAGUACGACGAAGCUCUCAACUAUUAUCGACAAGCAUUGAAAAUUCGUAAGAAAUUUUAUCCAAUUGGUCAUGUUCAUAUUGCUGAUAGUUUGAAUAACAUUGGUAUUAAUCUCUAUCUACAGGGAAAGCAUGAUGAAGCUCUUGAUUAUCUUCAACGAGCAUGGACUAUUCAUGAGAAUCUUUAUCUAUCUGAUCAUGCCGUUAUGGCUACAAGCUUUAUCUGGAUUGGUAACAUUUUUAGCGAUAAAGGAAUGUUCAAUGAAGCUCUCGAUUAUUAUCAACAAGCAUUGAAAAUUCAAAAGAAAUUUUAUCCAUCUGAUCAUCCCAAUAUUGCUCAUAGCCUCAAUGGCAUAGGUACUAUUCUUAAUAACCAAGGAAAGUACGACGAGGCUCUCGAUUAUCAUCAACGAGCUUUGAAAAUGAGAGAGAAAGUGUAUCCAUCUGGUCAUGUUGAUAUUGCUUUCAGUUUGAAUAGUAUUGGCAUUUAUUAUGAAAAUCAGAACAAGCAAAAGAUAGCAUUG